UGCUGCGCCUCAUUUGUUUUUACCAGGAGGAAUCCAGGGUUGGGAAAACGCUGCGGAAGUGCUAACCGGUCGGGACUGUGGAGCGGCUGUGGGCACAGACGUCAGCGGGAACUCCGGUGCCAUGAUGUGGGCUCGGCUGAUGGUUGGAGUCGAGGGUUCGGGGUUCGGGUUGAGGGCAUCCAGAACCGGUUUGCAGCGGGUGUCCGGAGCUGGAUGUGCGGGAAGGAGGCAGCAACAGAGACAGGCGUCCAGUACAGAGGAUGUUUUGAGGAAGACUCCGCUCUUUGAUUUCCACAAGAAGCACGGUGGGAAGAUGGUAGAGUUUGCUGGUUGGAGUAUGCCGGUCCAGUACAAAGACAGCCACAUCGCCUCACACAUGCACACCAGAGAGCACUGCUCCAUCUUUGACGUGAGCCACAUGCUGCAGACCAAAGUUCAUGGCAAAGACCGAGUGAAGUUCAUGGAGUCGCUGGUUGUUGCAGAUAUCGAGGAGCUAAAAGACAACCAGGGUACGUUGUCCCUCUUCACCAAUGAGAAAGGAGGAAUCAUUGAUGACCUCAUUGUGACAAAGACUGACCAGGGUUACCUGUACGUCGUCUCCAACGCAGGCUGUGCUGACAAGGACUCGGCUCAUAUGAAGGCCAGGCUGUCGGAGCUCAAAGCUGCAGGUUUGGAUUUAGAGCUGGAGUUUCUGGACGACGCACUGAUCGCUCUGCAAGGUCCAACCAUGGCUCGAGUUCUCCAGGAGGGGCUGAAGGAUGACCUCAGUAAGCUGACCUUCAUGACCUCCACCUUGGCUUCUGUGUUUGGGAUUCCCAGCUGCAGGAUCACUCGCUGUGGUUACACCGGAGAGGACGGUGUGGAGAUUUCUGUUCCUCGGUCCAGAGUGGUUGAGCUGACUGAGAAGCUGCUGUCCAACAGUGAGGUGAAGCUGGCCGGUCUGGGUGCCAGAGACAGCCUUCGACUGGAGGCGGGGCUUUGCCUCUACGGCAACGACAUAGACGAGAGCACCACACCUGUGGAGGCCAGCCUUGUUUGGACAAUAGGAAAACGAAGACGGCAGACCAAAGAUUUUCCUGGCGCUGAAAUCGUCAUACCUCAGAUCAAAGCCAAGACAGCCAGAAAGAGAGUUGGUCUGGUGUCCACCGGACCCCCAGUCAGACAGCACACGCCCAUCCUUAGCCCUGACGGACAGAUCAUAGGUGAAGUGACCAGCGGCUGCCCAUCUCCCUGCCUGAAAAAGAACAUCGCCAUGGGCUACGUUGAUGCAGCAUUUGCCAAGAAUGGAACUGCCAUCCAGGUUGAAAUUAGGAAGAAAACACAGCCCGCAACUGUCAGCAAAAUGCCCUUCGUCCCCACUAACUACUUCUCUGGAUAAGACGCACGUUCACAUAAAAAAAUAAAAAUAAAAAAUGCUGGAAUGUUCCUCAAUUCACCUACACUUAAUAAUGUCGCCCCCUGCUGUUUAACUCGAGCAAUGCAAAAACCAUUAAAAUACUUAUUUGUAAGUUUAAGACAAAAAUAAAUUAAAGCUGCUUCUUUAAAUGUGUGUAAUUAGUCACAUUGAAGGCGGCUGGAUUAUAGAUGGUUGGCUGUUUACGAGAACAGGACCUUCCAUGUUUUACAGAAACUUUGUGCAGAUUAUCACACUGUACAGUUCGUCAGUAUUUACAAUGGAUGUGUCGUGAAUCAGAAUUGGGUUACAGAUGACAUUACAAGAAGUGUUGUUGAUCUCUUCAUCUUUUAACCAGCUGAUUUGUUAAAAACCAUUAUGUUUCAAAAAUAAAACCUGGUACAAUAUUUCUGUCAUAGAUGGACCAAACAAAUUCUGGUGCUUGUUGUUAAUGCGUCACAUACCUGCAGUUUUUAUGUUUUCUUGAUUCUUUAAAAGCACAUUUAUAUUUAUAAUAUUACUGUAAAGGUUUGGAAAGACACAUCAGAGCUUUGUUACUAUCCUUUAAUACUCUUGUCUGGAGUGUGAUAAACAGAAAUAUUCUGUCUGCUUUGUGCUUUUAUCGCUGAUCUGUUUUAUAAUUUAGCUGUUUUAAAUAGGCAGCAAUCUCAUUUAGAUUUUAUUUAACCCCAGAAGAGAAGUUUAUUUUUAAUAAAGCAGUUAAACCUUAAUGUUUAGUGUAAUAAUGUGUUAUCCGUUUUCUGUUUGAAAUUACAAUAUUGUUUAGAUACUUUAUAACGAGGGAGAAAAAUACUACUGAUUUAAACCGUGAAUGUUUAAAAUGCUUUUUUUUUAUGACAAAGGAACAUUUCUACUUUUAAAUAAAGGUGGUUUCUUUAUA
This is a messenger RNA of Austrofundulus limnaeus, 2294 nucleotides long. It is a transcript of the gene amt, whose product is annotated as aminomethyltransferase. The coding region runs from base 122 to 1378 and encodes 418 amino acids. NCBI's taxonomy places the organism in Eukaryota, Metazoa, Chordata, Actinopteri, Cyprinodontiformes, Rivulidae. Gene Ontology annotation, cellular component: mitochondrion; glycine cleavage complex. Gene Ontology annotation, biological process: glycine catabolic process. The record is from RefSeq and is a predicted model, not a curated record. The transcript has 9 exons. Gene Ontology annotation, molecular function: aminomethyltransferase activity; protein binding.